AUGACAAAAAUGGAGGGAGUUAAGGAGGAGGAGGCGGCGGGUCUGAGGCAGGAGAUCGACCGGCAGAGGAUCCAGCUGGAGGCUAUCCUGCAGCCUCGAGUGUCUCUGUGUCGGAUAGAUGAACCUGUGUGUAAAGAGGAGGCGCUUUGGGGAGAUGAAGUAUCAGAGGAGGAGGAGGAGGAGCAGCAGACACAUGGGGAGGACUUAAAGACCUAUGAUAACUUGGCCCACACUGAGGAAGACGAGGGUGAAUAUGUGGGGGAGGAGGAGCUUCCCGAGGAGGCGUUUGGUCCCCUGUGUCACAAAGACGAGAUGGACCAGGAUCAUCAGAACUCCAGUAAAAGAAGUCGGACUUUGGAGAAGAGGAGUGGGAAAGGGGCUAAUCUAAACCUCAGAGUGCGUCUGUUACAGGACGCCAAGGUCAAGAAACCCAAACGGGCGGGGCGUUCGGGGAGAUCCUGUGCAGUGAUUGGCUGCUCCAACAACAGCGGCAAACUCCAAGUCUGGAACAAAAGCGAGUGCUCAGAACACAAACCUUUACUGCACGACGAGUGUCUGUGCCUGAGACCGUACGGUUUGCACAGAUUCCCCGGGCGUUCAGAGGAGGCGGCUGUUCACCAGCAGUGGAUCAAGAACAUCAACAGGAAGGACUUUGUUCCCAGUAGACACAGCACGGUGUGUGGAAUUCACUUCAAGGACGGCCAACCAAGGAAAGCACACCCGUACCCGAUCCUGCACAUGGGAUAUGAACAUCCUGGGUUUUCAUCUGGUAGACCACCUCCCAAGAAAAGACGCCUUAAACCCUCGAUAGUGACCACACGUGCUGAACAGGAAGUCACGGAAUCUGAAAUAGCGGUGAAAACGGAGGAUUUGGAAAAUCAGCCUCAGCAGAAGUGUGAAGUUGGCGUCCAGUUGCCGGACGUUAAAGACCACACCUACUGUUCUAACUUAUCAACGACAGACAGAGCAACAUAAACUGAUCCUGGCCUGUCGAUGUCAGCCUCUGACUCUGACGGUAAAGACUUGCUGGUUUUCGUGCAGCCUAUAGGCUUUUCUCCCUCAGCCAAGGAUCACCACGUUGGCAGUCCAUGAUGAACUGUUCUUUGUCCUAAUGAGGCAUCGUCCUGGUUGAUGUUUACAGACUUUGCUAAACAGUUUGGAAUAAGCGGAAGCAAAGCCUAUGAGAUCUUCACUCUCUGGAGACCAGUAUUUGUGAAGUUUCUGAGGGUGAAUGUGAGGCGAGGGAGUGCAGCGCUGUGUGUGUGUUUGACUGUGUGUUUAGGUGGAGCUGACGAAACGCAAUGUGAUUUCACUGACUUGGACACAAGUAUCACGGCGUCUUUGAAUCAAUAUGAAUGUACAAAGACGUGAUGACGGCAGAGCUAAUUCACGUCUGAAAAGAGGCGACUGUUACAGAUUUUUGAUGUAAAUCUAUCUCUACAGCUCGAACAUAAACAUGGCAAGUUUUCCAAGGGCGCAAACCACAUAGUCAGCUCUGCUGCUUAUCUCACAAAUACAUGUUCCUUACAAAUGUGGCACCAUUUAAAAAGGGAAAUAAACCGACUUUCCAACGGUUUAAGAUUUAUUGUCAAGAAUUGUUACAACAAAGAAAUAAUCUACCAAACACAAAUUUCCCGACUUUUUGU
Messenger RNA from Labrus bergylta (ballan wrasse), 1646 nucleotides. RefSeq lists its product as uncharacterized. The record is from RefSeq and is a predicted model, not a curated record. Gene Ontology annotation, molecular function: sequence-specific DNA binding. Lineage: Eukaryota; Metazoa; Chordata; Actinopteri; Labriformes; Labridae.